This is a messenger RNA of Arxiozyma heterogenica, 1743 nucleotides long. It is a transcript of the gene PHO8, whose product is annotated as alkaline phosphatase PHO8. The record is from RefSeq and is a predicted model, not a curated record. Lineage: Eukaryota; Fungi; Ascomycota; Saccharomycetes; Saccharomycetales; Saccharomycetaceae. Gene Ontology annotation, biological process: dephosphorylation. Gene Ontology annotation, molecular function: alkaline phosphatase activity. The transcript has a single exon. The coding region runs from base 1 to 1743 and encodes 580 amino acids. Gene Ontology annotation, cellular component: fungal-type vacuole membrane.
AUGAGUACAAACGAAAAUACAACUUUAUUAAGGGGCAACAAUAAGAGUACAAACAAGUAUCAAAAAUUUUGGAAUUUUAUAUACUUUACAUUAGUUCAUAAUAAAAAGAAAAUUGUCAUUAUGACAUGUUUUCUUGUUAUACUCAUAAUGACUCUUUUCACUCAAAUGUCCGAUGGCUCUCCAUUUUUCCAUCAUAAUGAUAGUGUAUUACAUUCAAAUAGAAAGAGAAAUGUUAUAUUUUUUGUAACAGAUGGUAUGGGUCCAGCAUCCCUGUCUUUAACCAGAUCCUUUAGACAAUAUAUCGAUGGUUUGCCUAUCAACGAUACUUUAGUCUUAGAUAAACAUCUAAUAGGUAAUUCACGUACAAGAUCCUUUGAUUCAUUAGUCACCGAUUCAGCAGCAGGUGCCACCGCCUUUUCAUGCGGUCUAAAGACUUACAAUAGUGCAAUUGGCGUGGGCCCAUUCAAGCAACCUUGUGGUACUAUAUUAGAAGCUGCUAAAUUGAAUGGCUAUUUAAUUGGUCUUGUAGUGACAACUAGAAUCACAGAUGCUACCCCAGCUUCUUUUAGUGCACAUACUGACUACAGAAUGCAGGAAGACUUGAUCGCUUUGCAUCAAAUUGGUGAAUAUCCUUUGGGUCCAAUGGUUGAUUUAAUGAUUGGUGGUGGGAGAACGCAUUUUUAUCCAAGGGCAACAAAUAACAGUGAUGUCACAAAAUAUGGGUUAAAUGGAUCCCGUUUGGAUGGAAGAAAUCUGAUAGAAGAAGUGGUCUCUAAUGGCUGGCAAUAUGUAGGUGAUCGAGAAGAGUUUGAUCGUUUGCAAAUGGGGUUUAAUGUAUCUUUGCCAUUAAUGGCUUUAAUGUCUGAUUUCGAUAUACCAUUUGAAAUCGAUAGAAAUAAUUCGGUCUAUCCUUCUUUAGAAGAACAAACUAUUACAGCUUUAAAUGCACUAAGUAAAGCAACUGAACAAUCCGAUCGCGGAUUUUUCCUAUUAAUUGAAGGUUCAAGGAUUGAUCAUGCAGGGCAUCAGAAUGAUCCUGCUGCUCAAGUUAGAGAAGUGUUAGCAUUUGAUAAAGCAUUCCAAGCUGCUAUCGAAUUUUCUGAAAACACAGAUGUAGAAACUAUUUUAAUUUCAACUUCAGAUCAUGAAACUGGUGGUUUAACUUUGGCAAGACAAGUGACAAAGGAAUACCCUGAAUAUAUCUGGUUACCUGAAGUCUUGGCAAACGCUUCUCAUUCUGGGGAGUAUGCUAAAAAGAAAAUCAUUAAUUUUUAUAAAUCAUUAAAUGAUGAAGAAGAUAAUAAUAAUAAUAACAGAAGAAAAAAAAUUGAUUUCAUUACAAAAGAAAUAUUAGAGAAGGAUUUGGGUAUUUUUGAUUACACUGAUGAUGAUAUUGAAUAUUUGAUUAAUGCAAAAACUGGAGAUCUUGUUCAAGAUAAGCUUAAUGAUAUGGUUUCGUUUAGAGCGCAAAUUGGUUGGACCACUCAUGGGCAUAGUGCUGUUGAUGUUAAUAUUUAUGCUUAUGCCAAUAAACGAAAGGCAUGGUAUGAUAUUUUGGAUCAUUUACAAGGUAAUCAUGAAAAUAUUGAAAUUGGACAAUAUAUGGCUAAAUACUUGAAUCUUGAUCUACAAAAAGUUACAUCUAUGAUUAAUGGUACUAAACAUUCACCUGAUAUUGCUGUUAAAGAAUUAGAGAAGGGUAUCAUAUAUGAUGAAUAUCACCAUAGAUUAAUCAAUAAGUAA